AUGAAAGUGGAUGUGAAAAAAGAGGAAGAGGCGUUCCCUUUUUGUAGCCCAAAGAGGAUAAUGCAAAAGAAGAGAGAAAAGGGGACUGGAGGAAUGGGAUUCUGGAUGAGGGGAUUCUGUUUGCGUGACAAGUACCGAGAUAAACGGGGAAGCAGUUUGGAGGAAGAGCAUUUCAAUGAGACGAUGUUCUUUGCGAGCUUGAGAGCAUAUUUCAGCUCCGCAGAAAUUCACGAGGCAGCUGUCUACGGCUGCGCCAUCGGGUUGCUAAAACCGAAGCCUUGGAAACCUUGGGGGUAUAAUGCGAAGAAGAAGAAAUGGAGAGUCGAAGGGCCAACUGGAGCAGUCCGAAAGGGUCAAGAUGGUAAUCGCUCGAACGCCACAAGGAUGAAACGGAAAUGUGACCGAAAUGCCGAUGCCGUAGGGAAUUCGAAUGCCUUAAUCAAUAACGCCGUAAUUCUGAUUCACCAUGAGCACAGUUGA
Messenger RNA from Lindgomyces ingoldianus, 480 nucleotides. RefSeq lists its product as uncharacterized. The transcript is spliced from 5 exons. NCBI's taxonomy places the organism in Eukaryota, Fungi, Ascomycota, Dothideomycetes, Pleosporales, Lindgomycetaceae. The coding region runs from base 1 to 480 and encodes 159 amino acids. The record is from RefSeq and is a predicted model, not a curated record.